Molecule: messenger RNA, 1122 nt
Organism: Cylindrotheca closterium
Lineage: Eukaryota; Bacillariophyta; Bacillariophyceae; Bacillariales; Bacillariaceae
Source: the annotation of a GenBank genome assembly
AUGAAACUACUGUCGGCGCCUCUCUGCCUGUUAUUCACAGCUACUGAUGUUUCUGCCCAGAGCCUCGGUAGUGUCUCGGACUCUUUGAAGGACUCUUUUUCGGAAUCCAUUUCCAACAUUAAGAAUGCGCUAUGGAGGAGUCCAAACAUAACUAGCUCCAUUGACGGCAGUCAUGAAAUCAAAGUGACUGUCAGUCCUCUUGUGGAUAGUAUCACCAUUGAAUACGGUUAUGAUGCAAGCCCACUAUACGCAUCGGAUAACAAUAAUCAUCGUCGAUUGGAAGCUCUGCUUUCUUCGAAUCAAGUGCUGCUGCAAGAACAAGAAUUCCAAAGCAGAAGCACCAGCAGCAAGAUAAAUAACAGAGCACAUGCCGGUAGAAAUAGACGACGACUUCAGCAAGACUAUGAUCCAUUCUUUGUAUUCGGUGGUACUGUCCAAGGAGAAUACGUCCAUGGAUCGCACUACAAAGCGAAUUGGAACGAAACCUUUUCGGUGCUGGUGGAACCGGCAGCGAAUAAGAAAUCAGAGCUCUAUGUGCUUAUGGACGAAGCCUCAAAAACAACCUUUCCUUGCAUCUAUUUUCCAUAUGGCAAUUUGACGACCGCGGAUGUCAUUGCUAUGGUUUCUCUGGACGAUGCCAUUGCUUCGGGUGGCGAAGUAGGACAUGUCUCAUUCAAUACGUCCACCGGUGCCUUUACUCUCUACUCGAACGAAACGGCUGUCCCAAAUUCGGCUGGAGGACAGUUUGUUCCUGACGUCUAUGUAUCUGGAAGCAUCCCUGGGUCGAAUACAUCUCUUUCAAACUUAUUUGGAGGAAUCGAUGGGACGGUCUUUGAUUGGACACCAACUUCCAAAUUCACAGUGACAACUCUUUCGGCGAAAGACUACCUUAUCAACCGGGGAGUGGAAAAGCUUACUAUUGAUGUAUAUGCCGAGAACGAAAACCUCGGUCUUUUUGCGUUUGCUCUUUUUGACGUUGAUACUCAAGGCAAUGUGGAACUCGCAGAUCUAGGGUUGGAAGGAGGCAACCAGCGCAGUCAGCGACCUUCUUCCGCUGUAGAACUUGUCACUGGUACAAGUGUUUUUCUUGCAAUGACGACAAGCUUGUUGAGCUCCUGGUAG